Trichechus manatus latirostris (Florida manatee) is the source of this 1539-nucleotide messenger RNA. RefSeq names its product single-pass membrane protein with aspartate rich tail 1 (gene SMDT1). The record is from RefSeq and is a predicted model, not a curated record. Gene Ontology annotation, biological process: calcium import into the mitochondrion; mitochondrial calcium ion homeostasis. The transcript is spliced from 3 exons. The coding region runs from base 131 to 454 and encodes 107 amino acids. Gene Ontology annotation, cellular component: uniplex complex; mitochondrial inner membrane. NCBI's taxonomy places the organism in Eukaryota, Metazoa, Chordata, Mammalia, Sirenia, Trichechidae.
AAGCGUACGGGUGGAAUUCUCAUCUGGUCCCAAGAGCCUCGCGAGACUUGCUCGUCGCCGUUCUUCCCGAGGGCGUUACCGGGGCCGAUCAGUGGGGUCCGGGUGCCCGGGAUAGGGGCGGAGCUGGGAGAUGGUGUCCGGAGCGGCUCGUUGGCUGGCUUUGGCCACCGUCCGAUCCGGGGCUCUCUGGAGCGGGCCGAGCUUGAAGAAAGGUGGCGAUGUCUCCGCCGUACGAGGCGGCUCAGGUCAGAGCCUAGUACCGUCGAGGUCAGUCAUCGUAACCCGCAGCGGCGCCAUUUUGCCCAAACCGGUGAAAAUGUCCUUUGGCCUUCUCCGGGUGUUCUCCAUUGUGAUCCCCUUCCUCUAUGUCGGGACACUCAUUAGCAAGAACUUUGCCGCUCUGCUUGAGGAGCAUGACAUUUUUGUCCCGGAGGAUGAUGAUGAUGACGACUAAACAGGGCAUGGAGGAAGUACAGAAAGGAGAAAAUGCUAACUUAAUUAAGUAAUGGUGAUGCUCUCAGCCUCUCCUCCUUCCCUCUCAGCACAAGGACCCAGGGAAAGCCCUCAGCCUCCCUCGCUCCAUGAAGCCUCCCGCAUGGUUCAUGACCAUCGCCCAGAUCCCCAGGCUCUGGGAGGUUUUCUGUGAAGUGCCAUGCACUGAGCACCAGAAAACGAGCGAUCCAAUUAUGAAUAAACAUAAUAAAUAUCAGCUGUCCUGUACGACUGAAUGAUAGGCACUUAGUAUUUCUGUGGCUGAAGCGUCUCAAUAUGAGCAGGCUCUAGAGGGCAGUUUCAUGUCUCUGCUGUCCUUUCUCUUAUCAGCUGAACAUAUGGGCCACUGAUUUACAGCCCAGGAUCUCCAGACCCCUGUGGGUCAGAUCAGGAGCACAUUAACCUAUAAGCAUGGUAUGCACAGGCUUACUUGUAUUUACUUACUAAUCUGUAGUGAACAAUUUCAGUGAAAACCAGGUGAGAUUUUGCACUACAGAUUAGUAAAUAAGCACAAGUAAGCCUGUGCAUACCUUGCUUAUUGGGUAAUCUGUCCCUGGGUCAGAUCCACAAAGGUAGUUACGGGGCCUGGGACCUGUUUUCAUUAUUUACAAAAGCCCAACAGAAACUGUUUCUUUUCCCUCCUAAAGCUGCACAGGCUAACUAAAGCUUCAAGCUUUCUUUGUGUUCAGUGACACUGGCUGGUUAUCCCAUGCCAAUCAUCCAGAGCUUUGUUAGUUCAAAACUACUUAAGAAAUGUCAUUAUUAGAGUGAUUCUUUCAAAACUUGGGUUCCUUACGUGAAGACAGUAAAAGGAGUCCUUAGUGCUGAAAAGUUGGGGACUUUUGUACCUUUAGAUCCUGUACCCCUUUCUCCAGCUGUCUAGGGAAGGAACAGAGAAGACUCAUGCAAAGCAAACAGGUCAUUUCUUCAGCCUGGGCCAACAUUUAUUCUCCUGUCACUACAACAGAGUUUGCAAAAACAGGAGGAAUAUUUCUGUUCUCUGUGUGCACAGAACAGCUGUGUCCCUAGCAGGGUGCCUAACUGAGU